Molecule: messenger RNA, 919 nt
Organism: Hyla sarda
Lineage: Eukaryota; Metazoa; Chordata; Amphibia; Anura; Hylidae
Gene: EMG1
Product: EMG1 N1-specific pseudouridine methyltransferase
Exons: 7
Coding region: 55-792 (245 amino acids)
Biological process (GO): rRNA base methylation
Cellular component (GO): small-subunit processome; nucleolus
Molecular function (GO): rRNA binding; rRNA (pseudouridine) methyltransferase activity
Source: RefSeq, a predicted model, not a curated record
GCGUGCGCUCUAGUUCCGUUGGUGUCACGUGACUCGCUGGAGGCCAACCCCAACAUGGCUGCCCUCUUGAGCGGAAGUGACUCUUUUUGCCAGCCACCAGACAUGGCGGAUCGCUGGGGACCCACGAGUGUAAACCGGACAGAUGACGACGAGCCCCGGGUAAAGCGGCGGAAAGACGGGAGGCUGAUCGUGUUACUGGAGGGGGCCAGUCUGGAGACCGUGCGGGUAGGAAAAACCUACGAAUUACUAAAUUGCGACCAACAUAAAAACAUCCUGGUGAAGAACGGGAGAGACCCCGGGGAGGUGCGUCCGGACAUCACACAUCAGAGUCUACUGAUGUUAUUGGACAGUCCUCUGAAUCGGGCCGGACUGUUACAGGUCUAUAUCCACACACAGCGGAACGUCCUCAUAGAGGUCAACCCCCAGACCCGCAUACCCCGAACCUUUCCCCGAUUCUGUGGCCUGAUGGUACAACUUCUUCAUAAGUUAAGUGUCAGAGCCGCCGACGGACCCCAGAAACUCUUAAAGGUUAUUAAGAACCCUAUAACAGAUCACCUCCCCGCAGGCUGUGUGAAGAUCGCCACCUCCUUCCAGGGCGACAGCGUUCCCUGUGUGCGAGAUCUCGUCCCCUCCACGGAGCCAAUGAUGAUCGUAAUCGGAGCGUUCGCCCACGGCUCGGUUAAUGUAGAUUUCACUGAGCGCAGUGUGUCCAUCAGUCAGUAUCCGCUGUCCGCAGCCCUCACCUGCGCCAAGAUCUGCACCGCUUUCGAAGAAGUCUGGGGGGUGGUAUGAAGAUGCCGGGUAUCCUCCUCCUGCUGCUGCUGCUUCCUAUAGGAAGAGGUGCUAUGUUUGCUAUCUAAAGUGAAGACAAGUCACGGACCUGAUGGGAUACAUCCAAAAUUAUUAAAAGAGCUUAGUG